This is a messenger RNA of Ogataea parapolymorpha DL-1, 1278 nucleotides long. Its product is annotated as ER-Golgi vesicle-tethering protein p115. Lineage: Eukaryota; Fungi; Ascomycota; Pichiomycetes; Pichiales; Pichiaceae. The record is from RefSeq and is a predicted model, not a curated record. The transcript has a single exon. The coding region runs from base 1 to 1278 and encodes 425 amino acids.
AUGUCUAAUCAACAGACGGAGGAGGAGGUCUUUGAAUUUUUGAAUUCAUUGCCUGAAAACAAUGGCCAACCAAACAAGGAGUCUGAAAAGACGGAUGAAGAUAUUCUGGAUUUUCUGGACGAACUAGAGGCCAAGGAAAAAAGCAAGACGCCCAAGACGAAACAAGAACAUAAGAAGACAGAAACAAUACUGGAAUACAGGCAAGAAACAAAACCUGAUGAGACAUCCGAAAAAAAGCCUCAGAUGAAGCCUGUACAAUUCAAGGAAACUACCGAACAAGUGCCAACUGAACAUGCGCCGACUGAAGAGGUGAGUGACCCAAUUACUUCGUUUUCAUCGUGGUGGUCCAAAGAAGGCAGUGCGAAAGUGACGUCCCAAUUUUCCUCUCUUUGGGGCACGGCAGAGUCUGCUAUCAAUUAUGCUAGGGAGCAGAAGUUGGAGGACAACUUGAAAAAAGCAUUCCAGGAUAUUGGCAUCACAGGGGUGUUAGAGGGUGAUCGUGAAUUGACUGAUGACGAAAAACAGAAACUUCUGAAAUUGCCUGAUACCAAGCAGGCAUUGAAUUCUUUGAACAAGGGAUUCAAUUUGCUGUCUUCUCAACUGACUUCAGCGCUCGAAAAAAUCCAGCUUGAUAUUGAUGCCAAUAAAGACGAGAUAUUGGACAUCAAGUUAGUUCACGACCUCAAAAAUUACAAGAGCCUCCCGAAAUAUGUGAAGAGUAACUUUGAAACUGUCAUGAGGGCACAAGUUGACGGCGACAUUCAGGUGAGAAUUGCGGAAAGUGGCAUUCUAUCUUCGUCAGCAGAGACCUCAGAUCAAUCCAAAAGUCUAGGUUUGUUUGCCGGUAAGUUAUCCGACGGCGAAAAACUCAUUCAUGCAAAUAUCGAGAGUGUCAUCAAAGCGAACGCUAGCAAGGAAGAUACAGAGGCUACAGAAAUUAGGAAGUCCGAUAUAUAUAUUGGCUUGCUAGCUAUAUCAAUAAGCAAGGAGGACACACCGGCAGAAGAAUCUGAGAUAGUGACUAUUGACGAAUACCAACCAUCAUCGUUUUCAUUUACGUCAAUUCUGGUGGAUCAGACUCACGACAUCACCAUAGUCAACAGAUCGCAACCGUUUCCUCUUAAAUGGUGUAAUUGGCUGGACGGGAAAUACGCAGAGGGCGAAGCAAGUGAAGAAGUCGAUCCUAGCGAGUGGGUGGCCGAUUGGAUCAACCGAGGGCUAGAUAUGAUGUUUGGAGUACUCGCGCAAACGUACAUAAUCAAACGGAUGGGGUAUUAG